GUUUGUGCAUUUUCAGAUUUUCGUUCUUCUUUCGUUUACUUUAUAUCAUGGCAUCUCCAUACACCGAUGAAAGCAUCAAUGCCAUUUCGCCACGUCUUGUCAGCGAGACAUGUAUGGAUUUGUUCUUAAUAGAGAUGGUAGACACCAUCUGUCGAACAACAACAGCGGAAACCGAUGGUGACAGUGACGCUAUUUUCUACAAACUUGAGACAUUAGGCUAUGCUGUAGGUCAACGUUUAGUUGAAAGAUUCACAAAGGAACGACCACGUUUUGUAGAUACCCUUGAUGUUGUAAAGUUCAUUUGUAAAGAUCUUUGGACCAUCAUGUUCAAAAAACAAAUUGAUAAUCUCAAGACAAACCACAGGGGUGUUUAUGUAUUACAGGAUAAUGGAUUUCGAUGGUUUAUGAGAAUGUCAACCGAUGUUGGAGGAGCUGAUUCAGCAAAAAAAGCGAUGCCUUAUGUUUGGUUUCCCUGUGGCAUAAUUCGUGGUGCUCUUGCCAGUUUGGGUGUUCCUACUGUUGUCGUUGCUGAAACUUCUAAUCUUCCUCAAUGCACUUUCCAAAUUAAAAUUGUUAAGCAGCAAUAAUACCUCAAUAAUAAAAAAUAAAAUAAGAUGUACAAAUAUAAAG
This is a messenger RNA of Mucor mucedo, 630 nucleotides long. RefSeq names its product transport protein particle component. Bases 48 to 587 code for a protein of 179 amino acids. The record is from RefSeq and is a predicted model, not a curated record. Gene Ontology annotation, biological process: regulation of GTPase activity; endoplasmic reticulum to Golgi vesicle-mediated transport. Gene Ontology annotation, cellular component: cis-Golgi network; TRAPP complex; trans-Golgi network. Lineage: Eukaryota; Fungi; Mucoromycota; Mucoromycetes; Mucorales; Mucoraceae. The transcript is spliced from 4 exons.